Molecule: messenger RNA, 3340 nt
Organism: Stegostoma tigrinum
Lineage: Eukaryota; Metazoa; Chordata; Chondrichthyes; Orectolobiformes; Stegostomatidae
Gene: plekhn1
Product: pleckstrin homology domain containing, family N member 1
Exons: 18
Coding region: 116-2686 (856 amino acids)
Biological process (GO): positive regulation of apoptotic process; response to hypoxia; 3'-UTR-mediated mRNA destabilization
Cellular component (GO): cytoskeleton; mitochondrial membrane
Molecular function (GO): phosphatidylserine binding; phosphatidylinositol phosphate binding; phosphatidic acid binding
Source: RefSeq, a predicted model, not a curated record
ACACAGAGAGGGGGAGAGAGAAGAGACAAGAGACAGCAAGCAGUGAGCACCGGGCUAUCCGUCAGCUUGUAAUUUGCCCCACUGGGCUUUGGGACCCUCUGCUGGGUCAUUUAGAAUGGGCAACAUUUUAUCCUGCAUCCCAAAGAGGGAACGUCGGUUUCGGAAAUCCACGAAAAAGUCGAGAGAUGAAUGGGAACAAUUAACACCAGAGAUUUAUGCCAAGAUACAGAAGAAGCCAGCAACUGAGCAGAAUGAAGCUGCUUCCAUCCCAAAGGCAAAAACACAUUUUGAUCAGGAAGCAAAGCAAAUUGAUAAAGAAGAUAUAGAAGCAAAACUACACUGCUACCCAAUCAAGGAAUGGGAUCAAAAUGGGCUGAAGCUGGAAGACCUUGGCAAGAUAAUUCAUUGUUCCAAGGUUAAAAUUUGUCGUCAACCCUGCAAGGAUAUUAAUAACAGAUGGUUGAUAUUAUUCCAAAAUCUCCUGCUUAUUCUCUCUGAGGAUUCCCAUGGCUUCACAUACCAGGGUACACUCCCUUUAGCAGGGAUUACAGUAAAUGGCUUGGACAGCACCAAUAACAGCUCAGAGCUGCACCAUGCUUUUCAAAUUACAGGUCCACUGCUGCAUCCCUUUACAGUUUACUGUACCAAAGAGGAAGAGGUGAAGGAGUGGCUGUAUUGUCUCAACAAGCAAAGACAAGUGAGCAACAAGAUUGCAGAUUCCCCUCGAGCACAAAUAUGCUCAGAACGCGAUCACAACUCUCCGAGACAACACACUAAAGACGUUGAUCUGAGGAAGUUAAUUCUGAACCGUCCAAUCCAAGGAGGUGAAAGGUCUCACAUCAAUUCGUUGGGCAGCAUCAUCUGGAUGUCAGAGAACAAGUUACAACAUUUACCCUUUCAGGACCAACAUGACCGUCUUCUGGUUCUCUUCCCAACUACACUACUCAUUCUGUCUGAAGAAGACCAUACCUUACAUCACAAGGGGGAGCUUCCACUUAAUGCCAUAACGAUAUUUGAACAGGAUGAAUUUGACAGCGAUUCAAAUACACUCCUGAUAGAAGGUAAAAUGAUCAACCAAAUCAUAGUGUUGUCACAGAAUAGAACAGCUCACAAGAAAUUGAUACAUCACCUGAAUGCUGCAGGGGUCACAAUUCAAAAAGCUCCCCAUGUCAAUAAAGGACGUGAUUACAAACAUUCUCCACAGUGCAGAGAUCAGUUUGCAGACAAGAUCAGUCCUUCAUUGGAAGCUCACGGGCAUGUCAACAGCCCGACGACAGUGUAUGGAGUAUUCACAUUUCCCCAGAAACCAGUCGAGAUGAUUUCAAUGUCGGAAGACUUGCCCACGCUUGUUACUACAAAUGUGAUGGAUCCAAUCACCUCUCCUGAUUACGCAGAGCCUUACACACCUCCUCCAAUGAGGCUCUCAAUACCAGCUGAACCGUCAAUGCUUAAUUCAUCUGCAUAUAAGCACAACUCUUCGCCCCUGCCAAUCCGUACAAACAGUAUGAGACUCUCAGAACGGAAUGCUCUUGCCUUAUCCCAGCCUCCAGCUUUGACUUCGGAAAAUUCGCUUAUUGCUGAACAUUGUUUGUCCACGGGCUAUGCAGAUCCUUUUCCAGGUUGGAAAAUGCGGCCAGCGGGUUCUGGAGGCAGAUCCUCCCAUCAAAAUAUGGCCGAUAGUAAAGGUUCAUCAAAAAAACUGCAAUCGAGAAACUUCAGGAUGUCAGGAACCAAUAUUUCUGGUUCAUCUCCUGUUUCGUUGACGCCUGGCAGCAUUACAAUCGACUGUUCACCUAGUGAUGAAAGUUUGAACAACGCUCUGUCUCCAACUUACGCUGUACCUUACAUUCCAUUUAGGUUACGACCAGCCCCUCCUGCAAAGCCUCUUUGGCUCAGAGAGGCCGUGUCCAGGCACAAGUCCUCACCAUUACCAGAUGGAAGGGCAGAUCAGAAUGCACCUCUUCGAAAGACUCUUACAUUGUCACAGCCUCCAGCCAGAUCCAGCAGCAGUUUCAGAAAGAAUCUUUGUCCAUUCCAACCCAGUCACCACAGCGACCCUUUGUCACCUCUAUACGCUGAACCUUUCACAGCUGCCAAGAAGCAGUUAGCCCCAUCUUCUGCUUCAGGACCUGUCAGGAAACAGAGUGGUGCAUUGGCAAGAGACCAGUGGAGUAACACGCCUUUGCUGGCACUAGAGUCUGUACCCCGCUCUUCCCUGCCAUCAUGUUCUAUGUCUGGGAGCAGUACCUGUUCAUUCGUGGAUGAAACUCCCUUGGCUGACCCUCUAUCUCCACAAUAUGCAGAACCAUAUCAUUCACAGCCAAUGUCUCAUGCUGACCAUUUCUGGAUGAGAGAGGAAGUAUCGCGGAGAGGAAGUGCUGAUUUUCCUGUCCAUUGCUUAAAAGAUGCCUCCUCUGAAUAUUACGCAAUUAUACAACUUUUAGACAGCUACCAAGAAGGCAAGAACAUAAGUUGGUACAGUGACAACAGCAGAAUGUCUUUAACAUCAUCUGAACACACCUAUGCAGAACUCGAAAGCCUCCAAGAUGACUCUGAUUAUGAGUUUUGGGAUUUUGACUUCAAGCAACAAGAAAUCCCACACCUUUCUGCCCAGACCCUUAUGAAGCUCCGUCAGAGGGGGACAGUUGAUUCAAGGCUGCAGGGAAGAUUGCACAGAUGGUCGUGAACACCUGAGAUGUUGUGUUCACCAUACUUUGGAAAUACUGACCUGUUUUAAUAGUGGAUGCAAUGCAGCAGACUGGCUUGUGGUUUACUGCAUUAGAACUCAAUAUAAUGUCAAAGCUGAGACUUCGAGAAGUUCAAAGAAUCUUUGAAGCAUUUCCUUGUCCUGCAGAAAUGGGUCAUUUAGAAGCUGGGAUGCAGGGCCUAGUCAAGACAUCCAGUCACUGUUACCAGACCAUAGCACCUUCAAUACACUGUACGCAGUGUUCACUUGAGCUUUGCUGUCCUCAGUUCCAGACUGCGUACAGCUCAAAACAGUUGCAAUACCUGUGAAAUAAUACAUGACAUGAGCUGGUCUCAUAUCAUCACCUUUUAUGUUUCAAUUAUAUUAAUUUUGUCAUAUACUCAUAUUUUUUAAUAUUUUCAAUUGCUUUGUAAAUUCUGAUUGCUAACUGCAGCUAAUGUAUAAAAUGAUGCUGAGAUUAUCCAAACAGCCAAAUUAAUAAUUUGUCUGAAGUUGCACAUUUGCAACAAAAUCUGUACAGUAAUUAUGUUGUUUUUGUUAAGAAUGUUGAACCAUUUAAACAAAGCUUCCAUGAUAUUUUUGUGUUGGUUCUCAUUUUUCUGAACCAAGUUGACAGCAGAGAAUAAAUAUCUG